Penicillium malachiteum is the source of this 612-nucleotide messenger RNA. Its product is annotated as mitochondrial 54S ribosomal protein mL61. Gene Ontology annotation, molecular function: structural constituent of ribosome. Gene Ontology annotation, cellular component: mitochondrion. The coding region runs from base 1 to 612 and encodes 203 amino acids. The record is from RefSeq and is a predicted model, not a curated record. NCBI's taxonomy places the organism in Eukaryota, Fungi, Ascomycota, Eurotiomycetes, Eurotiales, Aspergillaceae. The transcript has 2 exons.
AUGGUGAACUUCUUCAAGCGGAUGCGGAAGCUCAAUACAAUCCUCGAAGUCCGAACAGGCGUCGGCGCAGCCCUCUUCCCCAACGCAGCCACUGCCACAAAAGAAUUCCCCACGGUUACUCGCCUGCACCUCACAUAUGCCCGCAAGAUCUACAACGGCCACCAAGGCGCGCGACACUUCUGGCGCCGAGCUCUUCCCCGACUGAAAUACCACAACCCCAGCGUCGCGAUGACCGUGAAACCAACAGACGAGCAAGAUGGUCCCGCCGUGCUAACGGUGUACUACUCCGAGCGACUGAGCAGCACAGCGCCUGGAAUCGCAGGCUCAAAGCCUGUUGUUGAUAAGUACGCGCCUGCCCCGGAGGCGAACGAGAAGAGCGCUGUGAUCGAUUUGAAGAACUUGAACUUUGAGGAGAUCUGGAGACGAGUUCAGGCUUCAACUGGUGCUAAGGACUUUGUGCCUACGGCUGAUGAUGAGGCUAAUGCGAAGAAUUUGGCGGAUAUUACUGCUCGGGCUCCUGGGGAUCGUCAGCGCAUUAAGUCUAUUCGGCAAGCGAAGAAGGAUCAGGAGCGUAUGCUUGCUGAGGCGAGAGGUGAGGUUGAGAAGCAGUAG